GGAAAGGGCAGCGGCGGGGCCGGGCCUCCGCCCUGUCGGGGAGCGGGGCGGGGUUUAACGCCGCCUGGGCGCGAAGCUGUUGACGGAAGCGGCCUCCGGCGCUGAAGCGAGGCCGCUGCUGCCUGAGCGAGACCCUGGCUCUGGCUGGGCGUUAGCAAAGGGCCAGAUAUAUGGUGAAUAAAAUGAAGCCGGCAACAGCACAUUAUUUGAUUCUGGGUUGUUUUUGUCUGGCUUUCUAUUCUGGGUGUACUUCCUAUAAAUUCCUGGAAAGUGAGCACCAUCCUCACACUUGGAAAAAGCUGUUCCUUGUUCAUCACUGGCCCGUGACUGUAUGCAAGAUGAGUGAGAAUGACUGCAAAGAUCCCCCCCAGUACUGGACAAUUCAUGGAUUAUGGCCUGAUAAAGUAGACGAAUGUAAUAGAACAUGGCACUUCAAUGUGACUGAAAUUAAGGAUCUCUUGCCAGACAUGAGACACUACUGGCCUGAUAUACUCCAUUCAUCUCCUAAUCGCACCCAGUUCUGGAAGCAUGAGUGGGAGAAACAUGGGACCUGUGCAGCCACAGUGGAGCCUCUUAAUUCUCAAAAGAAAUAUUUUGGUAGAACAUUGGAUCUCUACCAGAAACUUGACCUCAACAGUUGUCUCCUGAAAGUUGGGAUAAAGCCAAGCAGUACCUAUUACCAGCUCUCUCUGGCUUUUAAAUCUUCAGAUGACAGCCAUAAAAGAAGCCCUCACAAGUGUUUAUGGAGUAACACCAAAGGUUCAGUGCCUUCCUCCAGAAGAGAUGCAACCUUGAGAUCCCAGCCAUCCUUGUUAUCAACGGCCGAAAGGCUGCAAAGACUCAGGAAGCAACUGUGAAGAAGCAAGGAAGACCUUCUGCAUGGAGUUAUGCAGGAAUCCCUUACUGACAAUAAAGUACAGGAGUGGCAGGAGACCAAAAGGAGGGUCCGCUAGGAGAAUGCGGAUUGCCAACAACAAACCAUGGAGCAGCUCCUAAGCAUUAUAGAGCGCCAAGCAGACUUGAUGUAGGCGCUCAUAGCACUGCAUAGGGAGCAGAUCGUUGUCCCCAAACUCUUUCUCCUGCGCUCCCAUGUUACCCCAACCCACUUUCCCGGACAUCCAGUUUCUUAUCGGCAUGAGCUGCCUCCAACACCUUUAGCUUCACUGCCCAGCCCUGCAAACUAUGACCCUUACCUACUGCACUCAGCCCCCAUCACCAUAUAUUUUAGCCAGCCUGAAGUGCAGCACUUACUGCACGGCACUCCAGACAAGAAGACUGAAAAUGAUAACAGGACAUAGGCAAAUCUGUGAUUGUUCCUUUCCCCACCCUGUCCCUUUUCCUCCUCCCACACAGCACAGAUGUGUCGUGCCAUGUGUGUUUCUCCAACAGUUUUCUUUUCAAUAAAUGAAUUUUUUGGUUUUGGAAA
Dermochelys coriacea (leatherback sea turtle) is the source of this 1426-nucleotide messenger RNA. RefSeq names its product ribonuclease T2 (gene RNASET2). Gene Ontology annotation, molecular function: ribonuclease T2 activity; RNA binding. Bases 171 to 857 code for a protein of 228 amino acids. The transcript has 10 exons. Gene Ontology annotation, biological process: RNA catabolic process. NCBI's taxonomy places the organism in Eukaryota, Metazoa, Chordata, Testudines, Dermochelyidae. The record is from RefSeq and is a predicted model, not a curated record. Gene Ontology annotation, cellular component: extracellular region.